Messenger RNA from Stylonychia lemnae, 201 nucleotides. The record is from the annotation of a GenBank genome assembly. Lineage: Eukaryota; Ciliophora; Spirotrichea; Sporadotrichida; Oxytrichidae.
AUGACUAUCGUUGCUGGACUAGGUCUUCACAAUCUCUGGAUCUUCUGGUACUUCAUCUAUCUAUGGGGUAUGGGUAUUGUUAGCUUCAUCUCAUUCUGGACUGGCCUCUUCGCCGGUUUUGACGGUAAUGAUUGGGUUUCUGAAUACGAAGAUGCCAUCUCUACCUGGAGAGGAAAAAUUAUCACUGAUUUCCUUUAUUGA